This is a messenger RNA of Entelurus aequoreus (snake pipefish), 6449 nucleotides long. It is a transcript of the gene scdb, whose product is annotated as stearoyl-CoA desaturase b. Gene Ontology annotation, cellular component: endoplasmic reticulum membrane. The transcript has 7 exons. Bases 262 to 1263 code for a protein of 333 amino acids. Gene Ontology annotation, molecular function: palmitoyl-CoA 9-desaturase activity; stearoyl-CoA 9-desaturase activity; iron ion binding. Gene Ontology annotation, biological process: response to fatty acid; unsaturated fatty acid biosynthetic process. The record is from RefSeq and is a predicted model, not a curated record. Lineage: Eukaryota; Metazoa; Chordata; Actinopteri; Syngnathiformes; Syngnathidae.
AUGAAAGAGCCCGAUGGCCAUGUUGGGAGCAUGAAAGAGUCUUGGAAGUCAGCUGUCACAUUUCUGCUGAAAGCUGCAUAGUACAACCUGUUGUCAGCUUUGUGGCGUUCGCCUUUUGGACCGCAUCGUCACUUCCAAAGCAGAGAUCUUGCCCACCUUCCAUACUUCCUUCCCCACUGCGGCUUUUCAAGUUGAGGCAUUUGCCUAUACGGCCUAUGCCACGGACCGGCCCUGAUUCACAUUGACGUCCCACUGGGCCAAAUGCCCGAGAACAGCGCACAUGGGCCCGGCCAGCAGCAGAACGCAGGUCCCGCCGCGGAGGAGUCGCGGACGGCGGAGGAUGUUUUCGACGACACCUACGCGGAGAAAGUAGGUCCCAAGCCUCCGAUGCGGCUGGUGUGGAGGAACAUCAUCCUCAUGAUCCUGCUGCACACCGGCGCGCUCUACGGAUUCACCCUCAUCCCGGCGGCGGCCACUCUCACCCUGGCCUGGACUGGCGUGUGCUUCAUGAUCAGCGCCCUCGGCAUAACAGCGGGCGCGCACAGGUUAUGGAGCCACAAAACCUACAAGGCGUCACCCCCCCUAAAGGCCUUCCUCGUUCUUGCCAACUCCAUGGCCUUUCAGAACGACAUCUACGAGUGGGCGAGGGACCACCGAGUCCAUCACAAGUACUCUGAGACGGACGCCGACCCCCACAAUGCAAAGCGGGGCUUCUUCUUCUCCCACGUCGGCUGGCUGCUGGUCCGCAAGCACCCCGACGUCAUCUCCAAGGGCCGCAAAGUGGAGAUGUCCGACCUGAAGGCCGACAAAAUGGUCAUGUUUCAGAGGCGGCACUACCAGCUCUCGGUGGUGGUCUUGUGCUUCCUGGUGCCCACGCUGGUGCCCUGGUACUUCUGGGGCGAGUCCCUCCUGUUGGGAUACUUCCUGCCCGGACUGUUCCGGUACACGGUGGUGCUCAACGCCACCUGGCUGGUCAACAGCGCCGCGCACAUGUGGGGCAACAGGCCAUACGACAACACCAUCAACCCCAGGGAGAACAUGUUCGUCGCCUUCAGCGCCGCGGGCGAAGGCUUCCACAACUUCCACCACACCUUCCCCUUCGACUACGCCACCAGCGAGUUCGGCUGCAGGCUCAACUUCACCACCGCCUUCGUCGACCUCAUGUGCCUGCUGGGCCUGGCCUCCGAGCGCAGGGUGGCGUCCAAGGAGGUGGUGGCCGCCAGGGUGCAGCGGACGGGCGACGGCAGCGUGAAGAGUGGCUGAGGCGCACCGUGGCGAGGCGUGAUGAUGAUGAUGACGACGACGAUGACGAUGGAGGGUGAGGCGCUCACACCUCUGAUUGCUAUGAGACGACGCAGCUUCAGCCAGUGUAGCCAUGUCACCUUAAUAUUAAACACAUUGGAGGAUGAAAAUGGGAUUCAGGCUUGAUUUAUGUCCUUUUUCCCCCCUGCUCGGCUUUAAUCGCCUUUCCAGAAAUGACAAACCGUCUCCACUGUGCUGCAGCGCUCCGUUUUCUCACUGCCCACAGUCUCCUAGUAGAUCCAGUUAAGCUUUCUUCAGUUCUCCAUUGAUAACAUCUGACCUGGUGCAUUCAAGGUGGCUUGUUUUUCUUAACGUUUUCAAAACAUCCCGAACUGACGGUGUCCUAAAUUCCGAUUUCCAUUCCACAACUUUGAAUUUAAGUUGCAAACAGAACGGCAAGUCCCAUUUUAUAAUUGAAUCCAAGUAGAAUUCAAAUUCCAAUUUUUUAUUUUGGCGUAUUCCGGAAUCAUUCUUUAUAGUACUGUAUGUUCCGUACAUGGAUGUUUCACAUAUUACAAAAAAAUUAGCCACAGCAAAUAUUUUAAUCAACAUUUCAAAAUAACAUCUCCUAUAAAACAGAAUAUUUAAUUCCCACAAAAAAUAUUACAUCAUAACUGUUAGCGUUUUAGCCAAAGCAAAUAUUUUUUAUCAACAAUUCAAAAUAACAUCUCCUAUAAAACAGAAUAUUUAAUUCACACUAAAAAAUCUUACAUCGUAAUUGUUAGCAUUUUAGCCCCAGCAAAUAUUUUUUUAUCAACAAUUAAAAAUAACCUAUAAAACAGAUUAUUUAAUUCACAUUAAAAAAUAUUACAUCGUAACUGUUAGCAUUUUAGCCACAGCAAAUAUUUUUAUAAUAACAUCUCCUAUAAAACAGAUUAUUUAAAUCACACUAAAAAAUAUUACAUCUUAACUUUUAGCAUUUAAGCCACAGCAAAUAUUUUUAUCAACAAUUAAAAAUAACUAAUUCACAAUUAAAAAAUAUUACAUCGUAACUGUUAGCAUUUUAGCAAAUCUUUUUUUUAUCAACAAUUAAAAAUAACAUCUCCUAUAAAACAGAUUAUUUAAUUUACACUAAAAAAUAUUACAUCGUAACUGUUAGCAUUCAAGCCAAAGCAAAUAUUUUUAUCAACAAUUAAAAAUAACAUCUCUUCUAAAACAGAUUAUUUAAUUUACACUAAAAAAUAUUACAUCGUAACUGUUAGCAUUUUAGCAAAUCUUUUUUUAUCAACAAUUCAAAAUAACAUCUCCUAUAAAACAGAUUAUUUAAUUUACACUAAAAAAUAUUACAUCGUAACUGUUAGCAUUUAAGCCACAGCAAAUAUUUUUUUAUCAACAAUUAAAAAUGACAUCUCCUAUAAAACAGAUUAUUUAAUUCACACUAAAAAAUAUUACAUCGUAACUGUUAGCAUUUUAGCCACAGCAAAUAUUUUUUAUCAACAAUUAAAAAUAAGAUCUCCUAUAAAACAGAUUAUAAAAAAUAUUACAUCGUAACUGUUAGCAUUUUAGCCACAGCAAAUAUUUUUAUAAUAACAUCUCCUAUAAAACAGAUUAUUUAAAUCACACUAAAAAAUAUUACAUCGUAACUUUUAGCAUUUAAGCCACAGCAAAUAUUUUUAUCAACAAUUAAAAAUUACAUCUCCUAUAAAACAGAUUAUUUAAUUUACGUAACUGUUAGCAUUUAAGCCACAGCAAAUAUUUUUUAUCAACAAUUAAAAAUUACAUCUCCUAUAAAACAGAUGAUUUAAUUCACACUAAAAAAUAUUACAUAGUAACUGUUCGCAUUUUAGCCACAGCAAAUAUUUUUAUCAACAAUUAAAAAUAACAUCUAUAAAACAGAUUAUUUAAUUCACACAAAAAAUAUUACAUCAUAACUGUUAGCAUUUUCCCCAAAGCAAAUCUUUUUUUAUCAACAAUUAAAAAUAACAUCUCCUAUAAAACGGAUUAUUUAAUUCACACUAAAAAAUAUUACAUCGUAACUGUUAGCAUUUUAGCCACAGCAAAUCUUUUUAAUCAACAAUUAAAAAUAACCUCCUAUAAAACAGAUUAUUUAAUUCACACAAAAAAUAUUACAUUGUAACUGUUAGCAUUUUCCCCAAAGCAAAUCUUUUUUUUAUCAACAAUUAAAAAUAACAUCUCCUAUAAAACAGAUUAUUUAAUUCACACUAAAAAAUAUUACAUCGUAACUGUUAGCAUUUUAGCCACAGCAAAUAUUUUUUAUCAACAAUUAAAAAUAACUUCGCCGAUAAAACGGAUUAUUUAAUUCACACAAAAAAUAUUACAUCGUAACUGUUAGCACUUUAGCCAGUUUUGUAAGUCUUGGCAUCAAUAAACAGUAUUAUUGACUUGUACUCAUCUUGCUAGCAUGCUCACUGUUAGCAUUUUAGCCAAUUUUGUAGGUUUAAAAGUUUAUGGUAUUGUUACUUGGCAAUAUCUUGUUAGAAUGCUAAGCAUAUUAGCCAAUUUUUGUAGGUUUCAAACUAAAAGUAAUUAAUAUAUCUACUUGACGCUAUCUUGCCAGCAUGCUAGCUGUAGGCAUGUAAGAAGUGUAGCCGAUUUAGUAGGUUUAAAACUAAAAGUCACGGACAUUGGUGUUAGCUUCCAAUUAUGUUAACUGUUAGCAUUUUAGCCAAUUAAGUACAUUUAAAACUAACUCAUGGAUAUUAUUAUUUGGAGCUAUCCUAAUAGCAUGCUAACUGUUAGCAAGUAAGAAUUGUAGCCAAAUUAAUAGGUUUAACUUACUUGCAGCCAAAUUAAUAGGUUUAAAACUUAAGUCAUGUAUAUUGUUACUUGCCGUUAGCUUCCAAUCAUGUUAACUGUUUGCAUUUUAGCCAAUUUAGUACAUUUAAACUAAGUCAUGGAUAUUAUUUGUUGGCGUCAUCUUGCUAGCAUGCUAACUGUUAACUUGAUAGCAAGUUUUAUAGGUUUCAAAUUAAUAGUCAUAGGUAUUGUUACUUGGUGUUUUCUUGGCAUUUUAGCCAAUUAAUAAGUACAUUUAAAACUAAGUCAUGGCUAUUAUUUGGAGCUAUCCUAAUAGCAUGCUAACUGUUAGCAAGUAAGAAUUGUAGCCAAUUUAAUAGGUUUAAAACUAAGUCAUGUGUAUUGUUAUGUUAACUGUUUGCAUUUUAGCCAAUUUAGUACAUUUAAAACUAAGUCAUGGAUAUUAUUUGUUGGCGUCAUCUUGCUAGCAUGCUAACUGUUAACUUGAUAGCCAGUUUUAUAGGUUUCAAAUUAAUAGUCAUGGGUAUUGUUACUUGGUGUUUUCUUGGCAUUUUAGCCAAUUAAUAAGUACAUUUAAAACUAAGUCAUGGCUAUUAUUUGGAGCUAUCCUAAUAGCAUGCUAACUGUUAGCAAGUAAGAAUUGUAGCCAAUUUAAUAGGUUUAAAACUAAGUCAUGUGUAUUGUUAUGUUAACUGUUUGCAUUUUAGCCAAUUUAGUACAUUUAAAACUAAGUCAUGGAUAUUAUUUGUUGGCGUCAUCUUGCUAGCAUGCUAACUGUUGACUUGAUAGCCAGUUUUAUAGGUUUCAAAUUAAUAGUCAUGGGUAUUGUUACUUGGUGUUUUCUUGGCAUUUUAGCCAAUUAAUAAGUACAUUUAAAACUAAGUCAUGGCUAUUAUUUGGAGCUAUCCUAAUAGCAUGCUAACUGUUAGCAAGUAAGAAUUGUAGCCAAUUUAAUAGGUUUAAAACUUAAGUCAUGUAUAUUGUUACUUGGCGUUAGCUUCCAAUCAUGUUAACUGUUUGCAUUUUAGCCAAUUUAGUACAUUUAAAACUAAGUCAUGGAUAUUAUUUGUUGGCGUCAUCUUGCUAGCAUGCUAACUGUUAACUUGAUAGCAAGUUUUAUAGGUUUCAAAUUAGCUUGCUAGCAUGCUAACUGUUAACUUGAUAGCAAGUUUUAUAGGUUUCAAAUUAAUAGUCAUGGGUAUUGUUACUUGGUGUUUUCUUGGCAUUUUAGCCAAUUAAUAAGUACAUUUAAAACUAAGUCAUGACUAUUAUUUGGAGCUAUCCUAAUAGCAUGCUAAAUGUUAGCAAGUAAGAAUUGUAGCCAAUUUAAUAGGUUUAAAACUUAAGUCAUGUAUAUUGUUACUUGCCGUUUGCUUCCAAUCAUGUUAACUGUCAAUUAAUAACUACAUUUAAAACCAAGUCAUGGCUAUUGUUAUUUGGAGCUAUCGUAAUAGCAUGCUAACUGUUAGCAAGUAAGAAUUGUAGCCAAUUUAAUAGGUUUAAAACUAAGUCAUGUAUAUUGUUUAUUGGCGUUAGCUUCCAAUCAUGUUACUGUUUGCAUUUUAGCCAAUUUAGUACAUUUACAACUAUGGAUAUUAUUUGUUGCUAGCAUGCUAACUGUUAACUUGAUAGCCAGUUUUAUAGGUUUCAAAUUAAUCAUGGGUUUUAUAGGUUUCAAAAGAAUAGUCAUGGGUAUUGUUACUUGAUGUUUUCUCGGUCGAGCUUAAAUUCGGAAAAAAAUAGUUAUUUGGUGCCAAAGUGCUGACUUUCAACUUGUUAGCAUUUUAGCCAAUUUUUCAGGUAGGCUAUACAACCAAAAAACAAUGAAUAUUGUUGUUUUGUGGGAAAAAAACACUGCAAAAUUGAAGGGAUUUGUGUUAAAAGUGUUUUUAAUUGUUCAGUUUAAACGUGGCAAAUCUUUAUUAUUACACGGAAUCUCUUGAAUUGCAUUUGAAUUCCACUUCCUGCAACUCCCCAAAUUUCAACUCCACGUCCUUUCGAGGUGGAGCCAGCUUACUCGGAAUUCCGAUCCGUCAAAUGAAUUGAAUGGAAAUGUGUAAUUUUGCAUGGGGCGGAAGGAAAAAAAAAAAAAAUUAGAGUAUUGUAGGUUUUAUUUGUAAAAGGAGUACGAGCAACAUUCCUGCUAACAGCAGUCUUGCUGUGCACAAACAAGGCGUGCAAUUUGGUGAUAAUAAUCAACCUUUGAGAUAAGACCAGCGGGAGACGUGUGGUGCAGCCAGCAAAUGUCACAAUUCCCACCCAAAUACCGUCACAAAGGUCAAUUAAACAGUAAUAUUAGUAUCAUGGGUUUAUUGUGGAAAAGUCACUGAAAGAUGAUAUAUUGUCUACUUCACCUAGUUCUAUAUUUUACUGUGUUUAAACAUGGCCUAACUCUUCAAUGUGUAUCAUAAUAAACACCAUGUGAUUCA